UGCACUGGUUCUCGCUUCUUACCGCAAAACCCUUAUAAUGUCACACCCCCAAUAUAAGCAUUCGGUAAACCACCCAAUAAACAUUUUCAAUCAGACCCACAAAUUUCGGGUGUCUCUCUCUCUCGCAAAAAAAAUAUUGAAAAAAAAUGGUCCUCGUCGAAGAAAUUAAGAUUUGAUAAUGGGGGACGAAACGUCAAGAGAAUCCUUGUUGAAUUCCGACAAGAACUUUGCUCUUCUAAGAUGCGUGUCUCACGCGUACGAUGAAUUGCACAGCUUUCGUCGGUGGCUCAAAUGGCUGUGCGUGGAUCAAUCCAAUGCAAAGACUGCCUGUCUUUCGUGGUUCGUUUUCUUGGUAUUUGCCAUUCUGAUCCCUGCACUAUCGCAUUUCGUGUUGGCUUGUAAUGAUUGCGACAACCGCCACAGCCGGCCGUACGACACCGUGAUGCAGCUUUCUCUCAGCGGCGUCGCCGCCAUUUCGUUUAUUUGUUUAUCGGUUUUUAUAAGGAAAUUUGGGCUGAGGAGAUUCUUGUUCUUUGAUAAGCUAUAUAAUGAGAGCGAGACUGUCCGAAAGGGAUACACAGAGCAACUCAAUAGAUCACUGACAAUCCUAUUCAUCUUUGUCCUUCCCUGUUUUGCUGCUGAGAGUGCUUAUAAGAUAUGGUGGUAUAGUUCGGGUGGAACCCGAUUACCCUUCUUGGGCAAUGCCAUCGUGAGCAACACUGUUGCGUGCAUCCUUGAGUUAUGCUCAUGGUUCUAUCGAACGGUAGUCCUUUUUCUAGUAUGUGUUCUCUUCCGUCUGAUCUGUUACCUUCAGAUUCUCCGUUUACAAGACUUUGCUCAGGUUUUCCAAUCUNUAUAG
This is a messenger RNA of Olea europaea var. sylvestris, 859 nucleotides long. RefSeq lists its product as uncharacterized. The record is from RefSeq and is a predicted model, not a curated record. The coding region runs from base 179 to 859 and encodes 226 amino acids. Lineage: Eukaryota; Viridiplantae; Streptophyta; Magnoliopsida; Lamiales; Oleaceae. The transcript has 2 exons.